This is a messenger RNA of Psilocybe cubensis, 993 nucleotides long. RefSeq lists its product as uncharacterized. NCBI's taxonomy places the organism in Eukaryota, Fungi, Basidiomycota, Agaricomycetes, Agaricales, Agrocybaceae. The coding region runs from base 1 to 993 and encodes 330 amino acids. Gene Ontology annotation, biological process: urate catabolic process; purine nucleobase catabolic process. Gene Ontology annotation, molecular function: urate oxidase activity. The record is from RefSeq and is a predicted model, not a curated record. Gene Ontology annotation, cellular component: peroxisome. The transcript is spliced from 9 exons.
AUGUCAGUAUCAUCAUCGACAUCUAACUUGGGUGAGCUUUCUGCAGCUCGUUACGGCAAGACCAAAGUCAGGGUUUUCCGCAUUGUGCGAGAAGGCAAAUGGCAUCACAUUGUCGAGUACAAUGUGCAGGCUCUUCUGGAGGGAGAGAUCGCUGUAAGCUACUCGGAAGCUGAUAACUCAGUGGUCGUUGCCACCGAUUCCAUCAAGAACAUCACAUAUUACCUGGCUAAGAUCUCCCCACACAUCCUGAACGCCGAAAAAUUCGCUCUCCAUCUUGCAACUUUCUUCGUCUCCAAGUAUGCUCAUAUCUCGAAGGCGUUUGUUGAGAUCGAGCAGCUCCGAUGGACGAGAAUCCAUGUUGCCGGCGAAGAAUCUCCUGAAGGACACCCUCAUUCCUUCUUCAGAGAUGGAGACGACAAGCGCAUCGUUAAAGUCGAGGUUGAUGGUAGUGCAGGAAAGGACAAACUUGUGGGCAAAGUGACCGCGGGUAUCAAUGAUCUCCUGGUCCUGAAAUCUACUGGAUCCGCGUUCGAGAACUUCUACCGCGACGAAUAUACGACCCUUGUGGAGGUAAACGACCGCAUCUUCUCCACCUCCGUCGACCUGUCGUACACCUUCACAAACAUCCCUAUUGCCGCCCCUACCGAUGAGAAGAAACUGGACUUUGUGAUUCCUGUCCAAAAGGGAGAGACUGGGUAUGCAGGAAGUGUGUGGGACGAAGACGUGCCUGCUCGUGCUCGUGCAGCUACUCUCGAGACCUUUGCUGUUGAUGAAAGUGCCAGUGUACAGGCUACAUUGUAUAAGAUGGCCCAGCGCAUCGUGGCUGAAAAUGACUCUGUCCACUCAGUGACAUAUACCCUGCCCAACAAGCAUUAUAUCCCCGUCGAUAUGAGGUACCUUGAUGUCGAUAACCUGACACCAUCGAAAGCGGAGGUGUUCGUCCCAAUUGCUGCUCCAAGUGGCCUAAUUUCUGCUACAAUUACUCGAAAGUAA